CAUACAUAUAUGUGCAUAGAAAUAAUGUCUCGGCAUACAUCGUACGCUGUCGUGAGAACUAUGUAUAACGUAAAUAAGUAAAACAAAAAUCAGCUAAAUAGGAGAAACCUGUAUGCACGAGUCGUGAAAGUGAAGUAACAAAACAGUGUUGCGUUAACCAUAUUUUAAUUACACACUAAGAAUGCUAACUAACUCUCGUUCCCGCUAUUUCAUGUUCACGUACAGAGCGACAAGAACUACUACUUACUAGACUCAAGAUUAUUUUCACCGUUUUCUGUUGUUAACUUUUGUUAAUACAUGAAAGUAGCAAAAAUUAUUAUUGUUAGAGAAAGUAUUUGUCUAUCUUAAUUCUAAACUAUAAUUUAAACCUGUCUUUCAAAUAAAUACGUUACAACCAAUUACAUACCUUCGCAGUCCUUAAAAUAUCGUCGUUUUGUGAAAACAUAUUAUUGAUUCCCUACAAAAGUGACAUAACUAGGACGAAUAAGUUUUUCAUAAAAUCAGUUGAAGUAGAAUGUUUUGAGUAGAAAAUUAUUAAUAAUUCAGCCAAAUUCGUGGUUUUUAAGUGACCUAUUACGAUGGAUCAAGGAUUUCCAGCACAACAUACUACAACGACGACGGUAACGACCGCUUCUACUACGACACUGACAAGUAUUCGAUUUGACCCAUCUUACUUAAAAACGUUACCUGGAAUGCUCAAAAUCGCACAGGUGGUCUUGAACUUUUUAGGUUUCAUAUGCAUUACGGUAACGAGUCAUAGCAAUUUUAGUCGCGGAGCAUGGUUUAACACUGUGGCCAUGGGUGGUUUUUGGUUCACAGGAAUAUUACUCCUUUUCUACUUAUUCCAUAUCGUUGAAAAAUUCUCGAAAAUUCCUUGGCUAAAAAUAGAACUUACAUUUUGCUUACUUUGGACUAUUUUCUAUAUGCUGGCCGCUUCUCUUGUAGCUGGUUAUGCUAAAUAUAUAGAAUCUUUUGGUGCUGCAGCAUUCUUUGGAUUCUGCGCCAUGGUAGCUUACGGUUAUGACGCCUGGCUCAAGUUCCAUGCCUCAAGAAGCGGUGCCUUAGCGCAGGGACAGCAUACACCAAAACAAGUAUCUACGGUAGCGAGUCCUGCGUACUAGUUUCAUCACAAAAAAUAUGUGACGUUUAGAAGAAUUACACAAAUGGACCAGUUUCAAAACAUAUCUUUCCUUUUAUACAGGGAGUUUGUUCUCGUAACUCUUAUUCGUGCUUUCGUACGUUUCUCAUUUUAACAGUUGAAUAUGAAAUGCUAACAAAACAAUAACAGGCCACAACAGAUUUGAAAUUUUCAAUGAUUUCGCUAUCUUUUAUCUACAGAGCGAAUGUAUUCGCUUACGCUCGGAAGCACGAUAUUCGAUGAUUUCAUAUUUGUUUGUUAUAAGGGAAAGAUAUACGUACUAUUAUAACAUAACGCGUAUUUUUGAAUCUCUUAUAUAUACAUAUACGGUAACUGUACAUUAUUUCGUGAAUUUUUAAAGUCUGUUAAUAUUAAAAGUAAAUAUUUUUAAGAGUUAUUAUAUACAUACACAUAUAUUUGUAUACAUGUACAAGAAAUAUAUGUUUAAUCAGUAUUGUGUUCAUGUUAUAAACGAAUUGUUGAUAUAUUUGUACUCAUUUUAUAUUUAAUUUCAUACGAAUAGUAAUUCCAUCGCAUUCUUGAUUAGAAUGUCUGGGCGGAUGGUUAUAUUAAUUUAUUUAUGAUCACUCGCGAGAAGAUAAUGUUAGACUGUAUUGUAUGACAAACCAUAUUACUUUCGCCGUCUUCACUUAUUAUUAUGUAUAUUGUAUGAAAACUCAUAUACCGGUAAAAGUUAGGGAUGAAAAAAUUGCUUAUGUAAUUUAUACGCAUACUUUGAUAAUAUUACGCAGCGUGUUACAUGUAUUUUGUUAUUUUUAUUCGACUCGAACUCGAUACAGGUACCUACAUUUAUAUAUACACGAUAUAGAAAUACAUACUAACUAAUUCUAAUUACAAAUUUCAAACGCAAAGAACACACGAUGACAAUGGUCACGACAAAACUUGUAUUAUUUGAUCGAUACUUUACGAAAUAAACGAUUCAGUGUUACUUUAA
This is a messenger RNA of Bombus terrestris (buff-tailed bumblebee), 2093 nucleotides long. RefSeq names its product CKLF-like MARVEL transmembrane domain-containing protein 4. NCBI's taxonomy places the organism in Eukaryota, Metazoa, Arthropoda, Insecta, Hymenoptera, Apidae. Gene Ontology annotation, cellular component: membrane. The record is from RefSeq and is a predicted model, not a curated record. The transcript has 5 exons. The coding region runs from base 579 to 1121 and encodes 180 amino acids.